CUUUACUCCACGGGACUCGUUCGGAGAGGAUGGUAUCCUCCCCGAGAUCUUCAACUUUUGGACUCCACCUCAAGGCGUGCUAAUAGACAAUUAGCUGUUCACUAUCUAGGCCCGCCAUCGGAUGCAGUCUUAGAAUACCGGGCCUCUUGCAGCCGUCAAUAGACAUAACAGUGUCGAAUACACAUCAGUCGUACCCCUCACCCCUCAUCCAUAACACCCCUUUCGUCCGGAACCUCUUUCAAUCGACCCUGAAGACUCUCGUGAAGCUUAUUCCCUCCUUGGUACCUCAAUCACGACCGAACGUAAUGUCAACCUCACUAAGAGCAGAUGGCUCUCGCAAAACUGCCAUCGUCACCGGCGGUGCAGGAGGCAUCGGAGCACAAACGAUCAGAGAGUUCUACCACAACGGCUUCAAUGUGGUAAUCGCAGACCUGAGUUUUGCCCAGAGGGCAGCCGAAGAAAUCAUUAAAUCAUUUCCCGAUCCAAGCCGGGCAAUCUUCCAUUCCACGAACAUCGUCAACUGGGAGGACAUGAAAUCCCUCUUCCGGACAACCAAGCAGAAGUUCGGCCAGGUCGAUGUCGUCGUGGCGAAUGCGGGUAUCAUGGAGAGCAGGGAGUUUUACGAGUUCGAAGAGGAUGAGAAUGGGGAGCUUAAAGAGCUGGUCGAUGCGUCUCGCGUCAUCGACAUCAAUCUUAAAGGAACAAUGAAUACUCUGCGGUUAGCGUUGCACUCGAUGAAGUCCAAUCCCGUUGAUUCUGACGGAGCUCGUGGUUCGGUCAUUCUGAUAGCAUCGACCUCUGGAUACUUUGGCGGCACAGGCGUCGUCGCCUACGUCUCAUCCAAACACGGUGUCGUCGGUCUUGCUCGUUCGUCCCAGCGUGUGGCUGCUCAGUCGAGUAUUCGCCUGAAUGUUGUUGCACCGUUCUUUACACCAACUCACAUUACCGGUAGUUACUCAGCACAGUGGAAAGAGAGGGGAUUACCAGCUAAUACUGUCGAAGACGUGGCGACAGCGAUCGUACAGACUAGUACCGAUCCUCAGCGUAAGGGUCAUAGCGUUAUGGUUGCCGGCAAGAUGGUUCGGGAAAUUGAAACUACCAGAACUGGCCUAACAACCCAAUGGCUGGGCGAGGAGAUCGCACAUGUCAUGGCCGAGGGAGGCAAAUUCUUCGAUGACAUUGGCGGAUAUCCUCUGCCAAAAGCACGAGCUUGAUUGUCCUUUUUUUUAUUUUCUUCUGUGGUCUUGUCCUAACAUUUGAUUGAUUUCAUAUCUUCAAUCGCUUUUCGAUCUACUGUCGCUUGUUCAUUCCGUCAUUCGCCAGAUAUCCCAUCUUU
This is a messenger RNA of Aaosphaeria arxii CBS 175.79, 1336 nucleotides long. RefSeq names its product NAD(P)-binding protein. Bases 306 to 1214 code for a protein of 302 amino acids. The record is from RefSeq and is a predicted model, not a curated record. Lineage: Eukaryota; Fungi; Ascomycota; Dothideomycetes; Pleosporales. The transcript has 3 exons.